CAGACAACCAACGAGUCAGUGACAGUCUUCAACAGUACUACCUUAUACAACAAAAUACACACACAUACAGCCUAUUACCGCUAUUUACGAUACAAUGGAGAAGAUUGCUUGGCCUGACGAGAUUGGUGGCGAGAUUUUGCCUGAUGCCCCUGAUAAACAACCUCAGCAACUACGCGGCCCUGAGCUCAAUGCAUAUAUUAUGAAGCUUUUCAAGGAGAUGUGCCCCUCCACCGUCGCCCGCCAUCUUGGCGAAAAUAACCUUGAGAUCAAACGUGGCCUCGAGUUACGCCUCCGGUAUAUGAAAGGGGGUCAGGUCAAAAUUCCUAAUUUUGACAUGACAAGGCAGCAGUCCCUCUCUGGAUUUUAUAUCCAGAUGUACGGAGAGGAACAAAAAGGCGACGAUAUAUGCGGGAGGUGUGCGAAGAACAAGGGCAAUCUGGUGGGCUGCUACGUCUUGGAGGGUUUUGCCAAGGGAGCGUGCGGCAAUUGCCUCAGUGGUUCGGGCGGCAGUGUAUGCUCGCUGGCCGACUGUACGCCUGCGCCGCGUAAAAGAAAGGGUUCAGUACUAGGUGGCUCUCUUAGUAAGCGUCCUAGGGAAGAUGACGACGAGGCUGCCCUGGACGGUAUCCCCUCUAAGCAUUUAGAGACUUUCGCGAACUUCCUCUACAGCGUGGUUGAGCGCCGUAGCCGCAGUAAGCCACUAUACCCCUCCGUAUUAUACUAUACUUGCUUUUUUUCUUUUCUCUUUACUUUUUGACUUUUUUUAUUCUUUUUUUUGGUUAAUUUUCUUUUCCUUUUUUGAGUUUAAUAAUACCCGG
Messenger RNA from Sodiomyces alkalinus F11, 818 nucleotides. RefSeq lists its product as hypothetical. Bases 95 to 757 code for a protein of 220 amino acids. The transcript has 5 exons. Lineage: Eukaryota; Fungi; Ascomycota; Sordariomycetes; Glomerellales; Plectosphaerellaceae. The record is from RefSeq and is a predicted model, not a curated record.